UUCUUCCUCGUCUUCCUUCUUUUUCUCUCUCUAUCUCUCUCCUAUUUCUCAGUUUCGAUUCUCAGUACCAUCCACACCUGGCAUUGUAUCUCACAAUAUGGUCUCCGCCAUCCGCGUCGCCCCCUCGGCCUCCACACGCGCCCUCAACCUCCUGCGCACAGUCCAAUACACCCACCCACCUUCUUGUCCGUGUCAUUCGAAUCCCAACCACCAUCACCACCAUCGCACCCCUACGCUAGCCAACCAUGUCCGGCGUCAUAUGGCCACUCCGCCCGACCCAUCGCGCGAAAAGGAAUACGCCUUUGAGAUGGCCGCCUCCAGCAUCCGUUUCGGCCCGGGUGCCACCAAGGAGGUUGGCAUGGACUUUGCCAACAUGAAGGCCAAGCGGGUGUGCAUUGUCACCGACGAAAACGUCUCCAAAUUGGAUGCGAUGAAACAAGCCAUCGAGGGGCUGUCGCGAGAAGGGAUUGAGUUUACCGUCUUUGACAAAGUGCGCGUGGAGCCAAAGGACAGCUCAGUGAAGGAAGCCAUUGCAUUCGCCAAGCCAUACAACCCUGAUGCCUUUCUGGCUGUUGGGGGCGGUUCCGUCAUCGACACCGCGAAACUCAUGAACCUCUACACCGUCUACCCGGAAGCCGACUUCCUCGAUUUUGUGAAUGCCCCACUCGGUAAAGGGCUGCCUGUUGCCAAGGCGCUUCGACCGCUGAUCGCCGUCCCGACCACCGCGGGGACAGGGUCCGAGACGACCGGCACUGCCAUUUUCGACUUGGUCUCCAAGAAAGCCAAGACGGGCAUUGCGCACCGCAACCUCAAGCCCACCCUGGGCAUCUGCGAUCCGCUGAACACGCGGACCAUGCCGUCGGCCGUCCACGCCUCGUCCGGGCUGGACGUGCUGUGUCACUCCCUCGAGUCGUGGACCGCCAUCCCCUACAACGAGCGCACCCCGCGCCCGACCAACCCGAUCAACCGCCCCGCGUACCAGGGCGCCAACCCGAUCUCCGACAUCUUCUCCCUGCAGGCCCUCCGCAGCACGGUCAAGUACCUGCCGCGCGCGGUGAAAGACCCGGAGGACUUCGAGGCGCAGUCGCAGAUGCUGCUGGCGGCUACGCUGGCCGGUGUGGGGUUUGGAAAUGCGGGAGUGCAUCUGUGCCACGGGAUGAGCUACCCGAUUUCGAGUCAGAACCCGGGCUACAAGCAUGCGGGCUACGAGGUGGACCACCCGAUCAUCCCGCACGGGGUGUCGGUGGCGGUGACCGCCCCGGCGGUAUUCCGGUUCACGGCGGCGUCGAACCCGGACCGCCAUUUGGCGGCGGCGGAGGCGUUUGGGGUGGACAUCUCGAACGUGAAGCGGGAGAGCGCGGGCGAGGUGUUGGGGGAGGCGUUGGCGGCGUUUUUGGUAAAGCUGGGGGACCAGCCGCGCGGGUUGAAGGAUCUGGGGUUCCAGCGAGGGGAUAUCGAGUCGCUGGUGGAGGGGACGUUGCCGCAGAAGCGCGUGCUGGAUCUGGCGCCGAACUUGAACAGUGAGUUGGAGGCGGAGAAGGCGGAGUUGCGGGGAUUGUUGGAGGAGUCGAUGGAGUAUUAGUAGCGAGACAUGCAAUGAGUUUGUAGUAGUUGAAGUAUAUAUAUAUAUAGUAGCCAGCCUCGGAAGCUAUUCUGCAAAGAUACCAGG
Molecule: messenger RNA, 1669 nt
Organism: Aspergillus saccharolyticus JOP 1030-1
Lineage: Eukaryota; Fungi; Ascomycota; Eurotiomycetes; Eurotiales; Aspergillaceae
Product: hydroxyacid-oxoacid transhydrogenase
Exons: 3
Coding region: 98-1582 (494 amino acids)
Cellular component (GO): mitochondrion
Molecular function (GO): metal ion binding; alcohol dehydrogenase (NAD+) activity
Source: RefSeq, a predicted model, not a curated record